Plutella xylostella (diamondback moth) is the source of this 2225-nucleotide messenger RNA. Its product is annotated as methylthioribose-1-phosphate isomerase. NCBI's taxonomy places the organism in Eukaryota, Metazoa, Arthropoda, Insecta, Lepidoptera, Plutellidae. The record is from RefSeq and is a predicted model, not a curated record. Gene Ontology annotation, molecular function: S-methyl-5-thioribose-1-phosphate isomerase activity.
AUAUUUGCCAAAAUUGCCAACCGAUUGUCAAAUUUGUCAACAUGAAGUGUCGAACGAAAUAGUUUUUGCAGUUUUUAACAACUUAUAUUUAAAGAUUUAUUUGUUCUUCCUUUAUCAGUUAAAUUUAGUUAUUUAAUAUAAACUAUAUUCAUUCUAGUUAUCAGCCUAUUCCCAGUCCGUAACAGAACUCAACCACGAUGAGUUUGGAGUCUAUAAAGUAUAAACGAGGGCAUCUAGAAAUUCUAGACCAGCUUCUGUUGCCUCUACAAACAAGAUAUGUCACAAUUAAAGGUGUAGAAGAUGGUUGGAAAGUUAUAAAUAAAAUGCAGGUCAGGGGGGCGCCUGCGAUAGCAAUAGUUGGCUGUUUAUCUCUAGCUGUGGAGCUACUCAACGACAAUUCUUCAGAUAAGAAGAUUAUGCGGCAAGAGAUUGAAGGCAAGCUAAAUUAUCUGGUCUCAGCACGACCAACAGCUGUUAACAUAAAGUUGGCAACUGAUGAUCUUAUAAAUUUAGCAAACACUUUGAGUGCCGACGAAAAUGUUACUCCUAAUGAUUUUAAGGAGAGAUUCAUAAGCAGUAUAGAGGGUAUGUUAACCAAAGACAUAGAAGACAAUAAGGCGAUUGGUCGGUAUGGCUGUGAGACUAUUCUGAAGCAGCUGGACGGUGAUGGUCAAGUGCGAAUCCUCACUCACUGCAACACGGGCUCACUGGCCACCGCUGGCUACGGGACUGCUUUAGGAGUCAUUAGGUCCUUACAUGAGAGUAAAAGACUGGAGCACGUGUACUGCACGGAGACGCGUCCCUACAACCAGGGCGCGCGGCUCACGGCAUACGAGCUGCUGCACGAGCGAGUCCCCGCCACGCUGGUGGUGGACAGCAUGGUCGCCGCGCUGAUGGCCACGCGCAGGGUCGACGCCGUCGUCGUGGGCGCGGAUAGGGUGGCCUCAAACGGAGACACGGCUAACAAGAUCGGCACGUACCAGAUCGCGAUCCUGGCCAAGUACCACGAGGUGCCGUUCUACGUGGCGGCGCCGCUCACCUCCAUAGACAUGUCCCUGGUGUCCGGGGACAGGAUCAAGAUCGAAGUGAGGCCGGAGCGAGAGAUGACGCAUAUCGGGGAGCACAGGAUAGCCGCGCCGGGCAUCAACUGCUGGAAUCCCGCGUUCGACGUGACGCCGGCCAGCCUCAUCACGGGAAUCAUUACGGAAAAAGGAGUUUUCGCCCCAAAUAAGUUAAAAGAACUAGUCCCAGAAUAACGAUUCAACGACGUAUGUUCCUAAAAUGCCUUAGGCUAGAGCUUUAUAAUAUUUUGUGAGCGACAAAUACUGAGGGGUCACUCUAUAAUGACGAAAAACGAAGUUUCGCAGCGCUGCUGCGCGGGCCACGACUCUAUAUCUUUGUAGUAAACGUGCUGAUUGCGAGCUAAACGUGCUCGUUCGUUCGUUUUUCGUCAGUAUAGUGUAACCCUCCUGCAGCGGACACAAAUUUAUAUUGGUGCUAAGUCUUAUUUAAACAAGCUAGUAGUAUCGAGCGACUUCCAAAAGCAACUUACACACAAACUUACAUACACUAGAUAAUUUACAGCUGAAGCUGUCUAUUUUAAUGCUUAUUUUAGUAAUGGAAUUCAGUUAUAUGUCAUAUUCUAGAACCAAUUAUCCAUCUGAUUUUGUCUUUAUCAUUCUAUGUACCUCUUAGUAUAGUAUAUCAUCGAUGUUAAUAACAUUUAUAUAGGUAUUAUGUAUUUGUUUUGCAUGUGACUCAUGGGAAGGCCUAUUCUAAAUAAGAGUUUACUGACUAUUCAAUUUCAAAUUUUAACAUGUGUGGUGCAAUGCCAGAGUGUCGCCAUCUAGCGGCUCUCUUGCGGUUAAAGCGUCAUCUUGCAACGUCCAUUCCCCCCUGUUAAAGUUAACAGUCAUUUGUUCUGGAAUACGACAGUCAUUAUUUUAUAAUUUUGCCCCUAAUUUUUAAGCAAGCAUAGUGUAAAACACAAUUUGCCACCUAAACACAUACAAUAGAACACAUACAUUCUUGAAAGUAUUUUAUUCUAAGUUAUUACCUUUAAAUUCUUCCUUGAUUGUUCCAAUAAACUUGAGAAGUUAUUUCGUAUACGCAUUGCUCAAAUAUGAUAAAUUAAUACAAUAUACACAUAUUUAUGUACUGUUUAGUACCUACAUUUUGAUAUAGUAUUGUCAAACAUGUAAAAUAAAUAUUUUGUAUGGCUAAUA